UCUUUGCUUUUGUUUAUAAGCUACAUUUUGGCUGCUGAUCCCAAAGUUUAUUUAAUUUCCUGGCUAAAACUUCUUCAAGUUUAGGUUUUCUCUAGGGGGUGUCUUUUAGAUCCCUACAAUAUGGGAAGACAACCUUGCUGUGACAAGAUAGGACUCAAAAGGGGUCCCUGGACAAUAGAAGAAGAUCAUAAGCUAAUGAAUUUCAUCCUCAACAAUGGUAUACAAUGCUGGCGCCUUGUGCCAAAACUAGCAGGGCUAAUGAGAUGUGGGAAGAGCUGUAGAUUAAGGUGGAUAAAUUAUCUAAGGCCAGACCUCAAAAGAGGAGCUCUCACAGAAGCAGAGGAAGACAUGAUCAUCAAGCUUCAUUCUCAACUUGGCAAUAGGUGGUCAAAAAUAGCCGCGCAUUUUCCAGGGCGCACAGACAAUGAAAUCAAGAAUCAUUGGAAUACAAAGAUCAAAAAGAAGCUAAAAUUUCUUGGCUUAGACCCUUUGACACACAAACCCCUUGAGCAACCUGAUCCUAAAAAUGAUGAUAAUAAGCAACAACUUUCUUCAGAAAAUGAAGAGUUCAAUGAGAAGGGGAAAUUGCCAGAAACUUUACCUCCUUUUGACUAUCCACAGGAGCAGCAAAAUAUUCAAAAUUCAACAUCUAGUUCCAGCUUAAAUGAAAUGACAGAGAGUUCGGAAAUGGGGUCAAGUGAAAUAUUCCAAAAUUUGGGUACAUUUUCAAGGGACAUGUAUAAUCCAGGAGUUGAAGAUCCUUUCCAAAAUUGGAUUGGUAGUCCAAUUCGUUGGGAUCUUUUCGACAACCUAGAAGAUAAUUUUCUAUGAGGAACAAAAAUUUUGAUUUAGAAUUAUUCCCUUGCUUGCAGUUAUGUUGGCCUUCAAAUAUAUCGUGACAUCCGUGUCGAAUCUUUCGAAAAUGCUUAGUUUUUGGAGAAUACGAUACUUGUAUGAUUGCAUUUUUGGAGGAUCCGAGUAACAUAAGUUGCCACUACUCGAGUUGUGUAUUGACACAAUCUAUUCGAUUCAAUUGUACAAUCCAGGACUGAUCGGCAUUUUUUUUUUUCCAUUUUUCUUGGUAUCUUGGAUGGAUGGUUCUAGCUUGUUCGAAUAAAAAUCUUCAAGAUGUCACCUAGAAUAUCUUUGCCAGCCACAAAAUUUGUCUUUAAAUAGAGGUAUAUUUUCUUUACCUAAA
This is a messenger RNA of Lycium ferocissimum, 1198 nucleotides long. Its product is annotated as transcription factor MYB20-like. NCBI's taxonomy places the organism in Eukaryota, Viridiplantae, Streptophyta, Magnoliopsida, Solanales, Solanaceae. The transcript has 3 exons. The record is from RefSeq and is a predicted model, not a curated record. The coding region runs from base 121 to 831 and encodes 236 amino acids.